Messenger RNA from Aspergillus homomorphus CBS 101889, 1399 nucleotides. Its product is annotated as putative EF-hand calcium-binding domain protein. The transcript is spliced from 2 exons. Gene Ontology annotation, cellular component: cytoplasm; nucleus. The record is from RefSeq and is a predicted model, not a curated record. Lineage: Eukaryota; Fungi; Ascomycota; Eurotiomycetes; Eurotiales; Aspergillaceae. Bases 353 to 1138 code for a protein of 261 amino acids.
ACUAGUAUUACUUAUCAUCUGUCCUUGGCUUGAAAAUUGAUAUUUCGGUUUAUAACUUGAACCCCUGGCCAUCCAAAAACAACCACGAUGACCUGCGACACGGUUGUGCUUAAAAUCGCCGAACGACAAUCGGAGACAUCCAUUCGGCCUCGGACUCGGAGCCGAUUGCAGUAAGGAGGUUGAAUCCUGGUGUCAAGGGGCAGCAGCCAACAAACACCUGCAGCGCUGGUGGUGGGGGCCAACAGCAGUGCGCAGCCUCACAGCCUCGCCAACAUCUUCUUUCCCCUCACUUGCGAGGACACCAGCGACGGCAUCAUCUCACUCUGCGCUGCGCUCACACCAAGCCAUCAAGAUGAAGUUCCUCUGCUUACAUGGCAAAGGCACCAGCGGUGCGAUCUUCAAGUCCCAGACAGCGGCGCUCCGCUCGCGGCUGUCGGAGCUGAACAUCGAAUGGGACUUCGUGGACGGGUUCUACAAGAGCGACCCAGCGGCGGGCGUCGACCUCUUCUACGCACCACCCUACUACGCAUGGUACGAGAACGACACCGUCGACGAGAUCGUCGCCUGCCGCAACAAACUCCAAGAAUACAUCCGCACUCACGGGCCCUACGAUGCCGUGAUGACCUUCUCGCAGGGAGCAGCGGUGGCGUCCACCUUCGCGCUGCUCCAACAAUCUGAGGACCCCUCCGCGCCGCUCCCGUUCAAGGCGGCGAUUUUCAUCUGCGCCGGCUCGCCGCUGCGCAUCAUGGAGCAGGUCGGCUACGAGAUCGCGCCCCAGGUGUGGGAGAAGGACCUGUUGACGCGGCAGGCGCUCGCCGCGCAGGCCGACGCCUCCGCCAUCCUGCUGCAGGGCUCGUCGCGGUGGAACGCCGGCGCAGCCUCGUCCCGCGAGUCCGAGGAGGAUAUCCGUCGCGAGAUCACCCCGUCCGACGUGCGCAUCCCCGUCCCCUCCGUCCAUGUCUACGGCGCCCGCGACCCCCGCUACUCCGCUGGCAUCCAGCUGUCGCAGACUUGCGACCCUGCUAAGAGGAGGAUGUAUGAUCAUGGCGGUGGACAUGAGAUCCCCCGCACAGAGGCCGUCACCAGCAGUAUUGCGGCGUUGGUGCGCUGGGUGUUGCGCGCCGGCGGUGUCUUAUAGAUUAUUGCUGGUGACAUUGUGUAUAUGGCUUUGCAUGGUAAUAGAUGGUAUUGAUUUUUGACAUUGGGACUAGCAAUAGGGAUGUAGAUUGAAACCUUAAGGGUUUUCCGACGCGCGAUAGCAUUAAGCACAGAAAUAAUGAGCGAGAGGGGCGUGGUCAAGUGGGGAAUACUGACUGUUAAGGCGACGGCCCUCUGGACGGCACCGCAUUGCAUCACUUGACGAACCGGACCUGCUCCCUCUUCCACAUCAGGGCCACGG